Molecule: messenger RNA, 1796 nt
Organism: Pieris rapae (cabbage white)
Lineage: Eukaryota; Metazoa; Arthropoda; Insecta; Lepidoptera; Pieridae
Product: multiple coagulation factor deficiency protein 2 homolog
Exons: 7
Coding region: 219-899 (226 amino acids)
Molecular function (GO): calcium ion binding
Source: RefSeq, a predicted model, not a curated record
GACGUGUUAUUAUCACCGCGAGAAACUUGUUUUUUUGAAUUGGUUAGCAGAAAUAAUUAUAACAUAAACUAAUUUUAUCUCAAAAUCGAUAACGCGUUUCAUCACGUUCGUCCACGUAUAAGUGCAUUGACAGGUAAAUUGAUUUCCAUGGAUUUAUCACGCAUUUUCGUUCAACUUCAUACGUGGUAACAUAUUUCGAAAUUGUGACUGUGUAAAAAAUGCUUCGGUUCAUAAUAUUAGCGGCGUUUCUGCAAUGUACAAUAUCUCAACAAUAUCAACAAAAAGUCGCUCCGGGAGUCCCCCCACAGAAUUAUCAGAAUUAUCAGCCACCACCGCCACCUCCGGCUCCUCAACAGCAACAAUUCCAACAGCCACCACAGCAACAACAAUUCCAGCAGCAACAACAAUUCCAGCAGCCGCAACAGUUUCAACAACAACAAUACCAACAACAGGUCCCUGUACAACAAGUACCCGUACAACAGGUUAAUGCACAGCCACCUCACGGACAUGGUCAUGGACAUGAUCCACAAGUUUUGAACGCAGCAAAUAUUGCCCAAGAAAGAGAUCAUAUUCAAGAACACAUGGAUGUACCAAUUGACACGUCGAAAAUGUCAGAUCAAGAAUUGCAGUUCCAUUAUUUCAAAAUGCAUGAUGCGGAUAAUAAUAACAAAUUGGAUGGAUGUGAAUUGAUCAAAUCAUUAAUACAUUGGCAUGAACAAGGGCAUAAACAACAACCUCAACAGAAUCAGCCGCCCGCUGGGGAGAAAAUAUUCAAAGAUGAUGAAUUAAUCAACUUAAUAGAUCCCAUAUUAAAUAUGGACGAUCAUAAUAGAGACGGUUAUAUAGACUAUCCAGAGUUUGUUCGCGCGCAACAGAAGAACCAGAAACAAGAGGGAUAGUUGCCAUAGAUUAUGCUAGGUGUCAAUAUUCCGCUGUCAUUUUGAUUAUCUUCACACAUUCCACUUGAAUUUGAAAUAUCAGAGUUAACGCUAUUCAAUGUAUAAUUUCGUAAUGUCAUUGUUUUAAAAUUACAAGUUUUAUAUUUUUAAAUUAUAGACUAAAAAUGUAUAUGAAUAAAGAUAGUCAAAAUGAUUACUCGAAUAAAUAUGGAAAUGUUAUGAAUGUGGUGGUGUAUAUAUCUAAGCACAAAUUGUAUUUUUGUUUAUUGAUGUUGCAUACAAACAUUGUCUAUGACAAUGCAUAAAGAAAUUUUACUUUUUAAAUUAUUCUCAAAGUUAUGUAUAUAUUUGAGAUUAAAGAUCUAUCGGUGCUCCUCUCGAAUUUAAACGAAUCUUUUUUUAAUACAUAACAAUUAUUACAUUACAAUCGGUAUUUAAUAAAAAAAAGUGGAGUCAAUUAGACUAUGGAACAUACUGUAUCAUUAUCUGUCUAAAUUAAGUUUUUUAUAACAAUUAUUUCAAUAAGCUAAUUUGCCAUGGAAAUACAAAUAAAAAAGUUGUGAGAAUGAAAAAGCAGUAUUGUUUUGUGAUGAUGAAAAAAAAACUCAAUAACUUACUUUAAUAAAAAAAAGGAAAAGAUUUUGAUUAUAAGCCAUGGGGCAACAAUUAUAUUUUUAAUAUUAUCCUGAAUUUACAUUUAGAAUUGGUAUUUUAUAUUCGUAGCCCCAUAUAUAAAAUCAUAAGUAAUUAUUAAUUUUAAAUCGUACAUUUUAUUAAUAGACCUUGUAAUAUUCUAAAGCGAUUAAUGUUCUUACGGUAUGUAUUUCUGGGAAUUUGUAUAUUUUGUCCAUUUGUGUUGGUUGUGCGUAAUGUUUUAUUAUUAAAUUUUUACAUUAU